AUGUCAGGAAUGCAAAUGGCUCCAUUGAAUGUUCCCUUCUCGCGCAGACGACAGACUGCUGCUGUUGUUCUCUGGCUUCUUCUAUUGCCAUGCUGUCUAGCCUUGUUCAUUUUCAUGCUGAUCACUCCACCACUCUUGCCCUUUGCUCUUGGUUAUAUCGUAUACAUCAUGCUCGACUCUACUCCACAACAGGGAGGUCGCAAGGUUAUGUGGUUGAGAAGACUGUCGCUUUGGAAAUGGCUGGCUGACUUCUUUCCUAUUUCUCUCGUCAAGACUGUGGAUUUGGACCCCAAAAAAAACUAUGUCUUUGGGUACCAUCCUCAUGGAAUCAUCUCGCUUGGCGCAUGGUCCAACUUUGCUACAGAAGCUACUCACUUCUCCCAAGAGUUUAAAGGCAUCGAUCUGCGACUCAUGACUCUCGCUGCCAAUUUUAGAAUGCCAUUCUUUAGGGAAAUCAUUCUGCAUCUUGGCAUUUGCUCAGCAAGUCGCGAAUCAUGCGACUAUGUUCUUAAACAAGGUCAAGGAAACGCCAUCAUGAUUGUGGUUGGCGGUGCUGCAGAAGCUCUUAAUGCUCAUCCAGGCACAUGCGAUCUUGUUCUCGUAAAGCGAUUUGGAUUUGUUAAAGUAGCUCUUCGAGCUGGCGCAUGUCUUGUGCCUGUCUUUUCUUUUGGUGAAAACGAUAUAUGGGAUCAAGUUUCAACCCCAAAAGACUCGUUUAUUCGAAAAUACCAGAAAUGGUUUCAAAAAAUCGCAAGCUUCUCACCUCCUCUCCUGCAUGGUCGUGGUAUUUUUACUUAUAACAUGGGAAUUCUACCCUAUCGUCGUCGUAUUGUAUCGGUUGUUGGAAAACCGAUUCAGUGCCCAAAGAUUGACAAUCCUACUCUGGAAGAAACACAAACAUUCCACAAGCUUUAUAUGGAAGGGCUUCAGGAACUAUACAACACGCAUAAAGACACUUAUGCUCCAGACCGCAAGAGCGAUUUGAAUUUUGUCGAUGAAUAA
Batrachochytrium dendrobatidis JAM81 is the source of this 1002-nucleotide messenger RNA. RefSeq lists its product as uncharacterized. The record is from RefSeq and is a predicted model, not a curated record. The transcript has 4 exons. Gene Ontology annotation, biological process: triglyceride biosynthetic process. Lineage: Eukaryota; Fungi; Chytridiomycota; Chytridiomycetes; Rhizophydiales. Bases 1 to 1002 code for a protein of 333 amino acids. Gene Ontology annotation, cellular component: endoplasmic reticulum membrane. Gene Ontology annotation, molecular function: diacylglycerol O-acyltransferase activity.